AUGUUUCAUCCAAGGAUGUUGCCGUUGCCCCUCUCUGCGUCGACGCCUGCCGCGGUUUCCGCCUCCGUCGACGGCGCCGCCGCAGACGAAGAUACGAUCGCGAUUUCAGACGCAGAAUCUCUCAGUUGCAUGGUGAUCUGCAGCGCUAUUUCUAGUAGCACACCUGAACCACUUGCUACUACGAGCCAUGGCUGCUUUCUCGACGAGUUACUCGACGAUGUUCUGGUCAAUGUCCUCGCCGCGCUUGGCUCUGCGCAACUCGUGGCAGCGGCCGGCGCGGUCUGCCGUAGAUGGCGCCGACUCGUGCCGUUCGUCCCCUCGCUCGCCUUCGCCCGCCUCUCGCUCGCUCCUGCUAAAAUCGAAGAGGUGGUAUCGCGUAUGGUGAUGCGCUCGCACGGCCUGUCGUCUCUCCACGUGGAGUCCGUGAAUUGCGGCGGGAGUCACGGCAGCGUCAGCGGCGCCAGCAGCGCGCAUCCCCGCGAGUUCAUUGUCGAGGCGUGGGCCCGCCACGCUGGCUGCACCCUCCGACACGUCACCCUCAUGCACCACAAGGCCGUCACUGCCGCCGGAUACUCCGCCGCGAAUUCCGCUGGGAGCUCCGACGUUCCCAGCUGCACGGUCUACGCGGGCGGUCCGGACCUGAGCGCCCAUCUGCAGCAUCUCGCGUCACAUUGCCCCAACCUCUCCUCGAUGCGUCUCGGCUCGUGCACCCUCCCGCCACAUUCCCUCCGCGGAUACUCUGUCUUUCCGCAUCUGCGCACGCUUUCCCUUGAGUGGCUCAACCUGUCCGAUUCCACGCUCCAAUCUCUGCUCGACGCGUGCCCCAAUCUCCACCACCUCGCCAUCUUCAUGGCGGCGGGUCUCGCCGCACAAGCCGCCUCCUAUCCCGCCGGCUAUAACGCUGCCCAACAAGCCGCCGACAGAGCGCGGGCAGCAGCUUCCGCGGCGACGGGACAGCGCUGGGGGCUGUGCUUGCGCCUGCCCCCGCGAUUGGAGUAUAUUGAGCUCGCUUAUUUGCGCAUCUCCGCCGUUACGCUUAUCUGCAGCGAGGCUACCUGUACCGAGGACACGAGCGUGCUUGGCGGCGGCGGCGGCGGCGGUGGCGGCGGAAGCGGCGGCCUCCGCGAGGUGUCGGUUCGAGACAUGUUCCUCACCGCGCUCUCCCUCCCCAACGCGCGCGCGCUCCGAUCGCUCUCCGUCGCCACCGCCUCCGCGCUGCGCCUCUCCGCGCCCGCUUCCGCCGCCCUCGCGUCGCUCGAGGUCCGCGCGGGAAGCGUCCACUGGCCGUCGCUCGAGUCGCUCGUUGCGGGCGCGGGCGCGUCGCUCACGCUCCUCGCGCUGGAUCUCUUCACCGUGGAAUGCGGCGGCUCUGGCGCUCCGCGCAGCGGCGCGGCGGCCGAUCCCUCGCGGGAGGCGGCGGCGCACGACGGGGUUGACGGGACGCGGGGAGUCACGGCAAUAACAACCGCCGCGGGAAGCGGAAGUCUCGAUAUGCUGAACUUGGAUUGGCUAACGGGUCAUUGCCCUAAUCUCUCCUCGCUUUCCCUGGGGCCUCUACCUUGGGAGUGCCUUAUCCGCGGCGGUUGCAUCACCGCCCCUGCUUGGUCGCCUGGGUCGGGUUCGGACGCGGGAGGUUCGGCAGACGAUUGGUUGACGCUGGGUCAGGUGAUGAACCCGGUUGAUGUGGACGCUUGGCCGAGCCAGCUGGAGAAUCUUUCAGUAAAGCUUCGGAGAAGAAGCGGGGCUACACUGCUUUGGAUUGGUGCGUUUAUGCGACAAUGUGCGGGUAGUUUGAAGAGUGUGGAGGUGUUGUGUAUGGAGGAUGAGGAGGAGGAAGAUGAGGACGAGGAGGGGGAAGAGGAGGAAAAGGAGGAAGAUGAUGAGGAGUCCAGUGAGUGUGGAAGUGAGAUUCAGGAUGACGAGGAGCAGCAAGAGGGGAUGGAGUCUGAGGAUGAAGGGUCUGCUGAAGAGUGGAACGGGGAGGAAAGAGAAGAGGAUUUGGAGUUAACUGCCCGCGUAGCAGCGUCAUGCUGCUAUGCGUAG
Messenger RNA from Closterium sp. Naga37s-1, 2043 nucleotides. The record is from the annotation of a GenBank genome assembly. NCBI's taxonomy places the organism in Eukaryota, Viridiplantae, Streptophyta, Zygnematophyceae, Desmidiales, Closteriaceae.